CGCCGCCUCCUCCCGAGCCUGGCGGCGCGCGCUGUAAAUGGCGGCCUGCGAGGGCCCGACAUGGAUAUCAAGACGGCGGUGUUCAACGCGGCCCGCGACGGCAAACUGCGCCUCAUGCAGCGGCUGCUGAGCAACCGCAGCGCCGAGGAGCUGGAGGCCCUGACGCUCGGCCGCACCAACGGCGGCACGCCGCUGCUCAUCGCCUCGCGCCACGGCCACCUGCCGGUCGUCGACUACCUGGUGGAGCAGUGCCGGGCCGAGGUGGAGCUGGGCGGCUCGGUCAGCUUCGACGGCGAGACCAUCGAGGGGGCCCCGCCGCUGUGGGCGGCCUCGGCGGCCGGGCACCUGGCCGUGGUGCGGAGCCUGCUGCAGCACGGCGCCUCGGUCAACAACACCACGCUGACCAACUCCACCCCCCUGCGGGCCGCCUGCUUCGACGGCCACCUGGAGAUCGUCAAGUACCUGAUCGAGCACCGGGCCGACCUGGAGGUGGCCAACCGGCACGGCCACACCUGCCUGAUGAUCUCCUGCUACAAGGGCCACCGGGACAUCGCCAGGUACCUGUUGGAGAAAGGGGCCGACGUGAAUCGCAAGAGUGUGAAAGGCAACACGGCCCUGCAUGACUGUGCUGAGUCCGGGAGCCUGGACAUCAUGAAGAUGCUGCUCAAGUGCGGGGCUAGGAUGGAAAAGGACGGCUAUGGGAUGACUCCCUUACUGGCCGCUAGCGUCACUGGCCAUGUUAACAUCGUCGAUUUCCUCAUCCACUAUGUGCAGACCAGGAAAGAGGACAGGAUCGACGCACUGGAGUUGCUAGGGGCCACCUUUGUGGACAAGAAGAGAGACUUGUUGGCUGCCAUGAAGUUUUGGAAGAGGGCGAUGGCCAUGAGGCACAAUGAUAAAAGUAGAAUAGUCGAGAAACCACAGGUGGUACAGCUGGUCCUGGCCUACGAUUAUGCCAAGGAGGUCACUACAUCUGAAGAGCUGGAAGCCUUGAUCACGGACCCAGAUGAGAUGAGGAUGCAAGCCUUGCUGAUCAGAGAGCGAAUCCUGGGGCCUUCCCACCCUGACACCUCUUACUACAUCCGUUAUCGGGGUGCAGUCUAUGCCGACUCCGGCAACUUUGAAAGAUGCAUCAAUUUGUGGAAGUACGCUUUGGAUAUGCAGCAGAACAACUUGGACCCACUAAGCCCCUUGACCGCCAGUAGUUUGCUAUCAUUCGCAGAGCUCUUUUCAUUUGUCCUGCAAAACCGCCCAAAAGGCACCCUGGCCAUGAAGGUCUCUUUCAACGAUCUCAUGGGCAUCUUAUGCAAAAGUGUUCGUGAAGUCGAGCGGGCAGUUAGUCAGCGGGAAAACCCACCAGACGUUACACAGUUCACAAAAGCUUUGUCCAUUAUUUUGCACUUGAUCUCUCUGUUAGAAAAGGUGAAAUGCAGCGCUGACCAGGAGCAUUUUAAGAAGCAAACCAUAUACAGGCUCUUGAUUGAACCCAAGGGGAAGUGUGGGUUUACCCCACUCCAUCUAGCUGUCGACAAGGACACAACAUCUGUCGGUCGCUAUCCAGUUUGCAAGUUUCCUUCGUUGCAAGUGACUUCCGUACUGCUGGAGUGCGGGGCUGACGUCGAUUCAAGAGAUUACGAGAACAACACACCCCUCCAUGUUGCGGCCCUCAACAACAAUCUUGAUAUUAUGAACAUGCUUAUCGAGUCAGGGGCCCAUUUCGAUGCUACAAAUUCUUCUGGGAAAACCGCUUGGGACUUGCUGGAUGAGAAGAUGAUGGUGAAGAAUCUGAUUCAGCCCAUCAACCACAUCACCCUUCAGUGCCUUGCCGCUCGAGCCAUUGAGAAACACAAGGUGAUUUACAAAGGACUAAUUCCAGAGGAGCUGGAUGCUUUCAUUCAACUACACUGAAGUGCAAGAACAAGUGUUCACGAAUGCACAUGCAUGCCAAGGGAAUUCUCAUGGGGAAUUAACAACUUGUAAUGACAUAUAAAUAAAUAUGACAGAGACACUAAAUGAGAUUAGAUUCUGCAGUUUCAUCACUCUGCCUUGCCUCCUGAAGGGCUAUGUAAUGUAAUGGGGGCUAAGAUUGAACAAAGUCAGACAAAAUUACAAUUUGUUUUGUGAAAUAUGCGUUGGUUACCGCAUGUAUUGUUUACAGCAUUGGAGCAGGAAUUGAAUAGUGGAUGGGUGGGGAGGAGGGGUUGGGGUAAAAGGAACAAGUUCAGGUAAGGGCCGUUGGUACUGAAUGUAAGAGAAUAAUUAACACUCUGUGGACUUUUUAAAAAAAUCUUGCACUUCCCACAACUUAAGUUUUCUUCCUCCACAUGGCUCCCAGCUUAACAACCCUGUCUGUCUCUGACUCGCAGCAUGUGUCAGAAUGCAUUCAUGAAGUUCAAGAUUUCUGUUCUGUUGCAUUACAAGCACUCAAAUAUGGUGGCCUCUUAUUUUAUAAGCACAAAUAGUCUGUAAGUGAGCACUUCUGCUACUCCAUGUUGGGCUUCACAUGGUUGACAAUGAUGGGUCACUUUAAAGGUCUUUUUCCAUUCAUACCAGACAGAAUUGAUCGAUUUGAGUAAAAUUAGAUUUAAAUUCUCUUUGCUUUUUAUUCCAAGAACCUCACCUUUCAGCACUUUACCGAUCAGCUUGAUGUUUUGAACAAAUGCUUGGGUAACAUCGUCACUUGAUAAAGUUGAGCCUAUUUGAGGAGACAUCUUGUUAAUAUCACAGUGGGUUGGUAUGGGGGAUGGUGAGGCUGGUCGGAGGAGUAAAGAGGUGAAGCCUCCACAUUUAACGUGAAGUUUGGUAUAUAAAUCCCAUUUUGAUACCAUGUUUUGCACUAAUAUUAUUAUAACAGCGGUUAUGUAUGUGCAGAAGUGAUUUAUAAAGAUGUUUUCACCAAAUGUGUUGGAUAAUACUUUUCCUCCCCAACCGAGUUUGUUAGAGGGUAUGUCGGGCUUUGUGUAUUCCUUUCACCAUGGCUGACAGAUGGUGUCCUUGUGUUUAUCUUUGCCUUUCAGAGUCUUUAAGUACCUUUUUCCCCCAGAAACCCUCCACAGAAAUAUCUUUUCUAGGAGUCCAGAAGCAAUUGAUUAAGAAGGUAAUUUGAAAGAGGCUGGUUUGUUGCAGUUUCCCUUCAAUACUGUCACGUCACUUGGGAAAUCGGGUUUCAGUCAGGCCAGUUAUUUUGUUAUUUCAUCUUUGAUUAGAUUCCAUCCCAUUUUUUUAAAAUGUAAAACUUUCAUUGAAAAUUUGGGAGUUGCCUCUUUUGAGGGUUUGACUCACAUGGUCCCUUUUUGAUCGGUUUUCUAUUUUAGUGCAAGAGGACAGAGAGAAUGUUCUGGAGGACAAACAACCGUAUUGUAACAAGAUGAGCCAAUUUGGGUACAGUAUUGGACUGCUAUUCCCUCGCACAUAAAUUGUUUAAUACUCUUUUAUUUUCUCUCCCCCCCCCCCACCUCCUCACACACACACAUCUUUGAAGUCUGUGUUGAAGUCUUGCAAAUAAGUCAAAAGCCAAGAAUAUAUGAACUGUGAAGUAUCUGUAGGAAGCAACAGAGUGGUGUCUGAUCACAGUAAUAUUAUAUGUUGAUUAGGAUGCAGAGUCCUGUAACUAAAAGGUGGCCCAACACAAUAUGUUAACCUGCAAUGCUUAGAUACACAGAUUGGUAGAAUUCUGCUUAAGACAAGUUCUUUCGGAGUGAAUCAUAAAAGGUAAAAAAGUGCUCAGAGUGAGUAUUGCAGCAGUUAUUUUGCUGAAAUGAGGCAUGGUUUAAUCCGUUGACUGCUAAAUGUCAUUUAUGGCUUCCAUUACAAGCACGUUUUCUUUUAGCAGCACUAUAUCUGGCAAAAAAAAUGUAUCUAGUACAUUUUUAACAUGGAAUAUUCUAAGUAUGAUUUUAUAUGCCUGCUGAGCCAUGGAACAUUUCUUAAGCCACAGUAUUCUCUGGAUAAGCAGGGGAAAAAGUAUUUUUAUGGUGUAGAAAUGCAACUGCAGUCCUCAUGGGGUUAAAGGAUGGCAGAGAUUUUAAACCCUGUUGUAAAUAUUGUGGCCAUUCUGGACACUACUUAUGUAUAGAUCUAAUUGUUUUAAUUGCACGACUUUUUCAAAAAAGGUUUCCCCCUGAGUAAUUUACAGCUCAGCUCUGUGUUACUGCAUGUUUGCACAGAAGUUGUAACGACUGAUUUUUUUUCCCUAAAGCUUCAUAAAUUAUUUUGCUUUUAAGACUUUUACAAUUCAGAGUUGAUGCUUGAUUGUCUGACUUGGAGAGUAUUAAACACAACCUUAUUGCUGCAUUGCA
This is a messenger RNA of Callorhinchus milii (elephant shark), 4298 nucleotides long. RefSeq names its product protein fem-1 homolog C-like. The record is from RefSeq and is a predicted model, not a curated record. Lineage: Eukaryota; Metazoa; Chordata; Chondrichthyes; Chimaeriformes; Callorhinchidae. Gene Ontology annotation, molecular function: protein binding.